AUGGAUAGACUCUUAGAAUAUUAUCUAUUUAAUCCUUCAGAAUAGCUUAGAUUAGAGCUUAAUAAGGCAGAAGGGAAAAUUGAAAAACAAUCUUCUUUUAGUAACUAACAAAAUAUUGAUGCUAGAUAAUUGACCAAUAACAAUAGCCAAAAAAAAUUAUAUUCUACUGAUUAUGAAACUAACUAAUUGAUAAAAAUUAAUGAUAAACUAAAGAGAAUUAGCAAACAGCAUGAUAAUUAAUUUACAUAAGAGUAGCUUUCAUAUUAGCAGAAGAAGUAAUUAGAUGCCCAUGAUAAUAGAAAUAUUUAAAUAACUACUGAUUAUAAAAGUGGAUAUCCCAAAAGCUAAUCCCUAUCUUAUUCUUAAACUCUUAGAAAUUAUAAAUGGUUAACUACUCUACCUUCUAACUCCAAAACUCCUUCUAAUUUAAAUAUUGAUCAAGUAACUCCAUCACAUUAAGGCCAAUUUAAUUAUAACACUCCUAUUAAUAGUAAAAAAGAAAGUAUUAGUAAUGCUGCAAAACUUUCAAAUAGCGCAAUAUUUUCUUAACAAAAUAUACCAAUAACUCCUCAUCAGCGAGUAAUGAGAAUUAAAAACAGACAAAUAAAUAUGCUAGUCUAAAAGUAAUAUAAUAAUCUAUUGUAGGAUAGUUAAAAUAAUUUUUUUGAUAUGAAUCUUGAAGAAUAUUAUCGUUAGAUGAAAAAUAACUAAGCUUAGAAUGAUAAUGUAACUGAGAAAGAAGAAAAUAAUUUAGAAUAAAAUACUACUACUAAAAUGAUGUAUGCAGACCAAAAAAAUAGGGUAGAAUAAAAUGACCAUAUUAAUAUCUAUCUUAACUAAAAGACACCCGAAUCAAUAUAAACUUACGUGCAAACUCCAAUUGAUGACUUAAUGACUGAUAGUCCUAAAAUGAGAGAUAAUGAAAAAUAAAAUAUAAAUCCUGAUAUAAAAUAUAAUAGCAAUAUAAAUUAAAAUAUAAAUUUUACUGAGAGCGAUGCAAAUUUGAAUACAGAAAACACUUAGACUUAAAAUAGAUUAAAUCCUAUUCAGAGUAAUUCAUAGGUUAUCAAAUACAAAUAAUUCUAAAGAAAUAGUAUAAAAAGUAGUGGGAUAUAAAACAACAUAAGUAUAAGACAUUCUAAAAGAAGUAGUUGCACUCAUGGAAGAGUUGUCUCUCCAAUUUUGUAUAAUACAGACAACAUUGAAAAGUCACCAAUAUAAAGUAGUGGUUGGGGCAAGACCUUUUAAAAGCAUAACUCGUUUCUUCAUAAGUAAGUUAAGCAUAAUCUUAAAAAGGAGAAGUACUAAAAUGAUUUUGAAUAAUAACUCAGAAAAGAAUUAUCUCAAAUUCCUAAUUUAGAAAAGCUGGAUUUAGCAAAUUUUAAUCAUGAUAACCUGUAAAUAAUUACUAAAGAUGAUUUUAAUAUCAGCACAACACCCUAAAGUUUAACCUAUUCUGUGCACAAAUAAAAAGAAAAUUAUAAACCACUGUAAAUAUCCAAAGCUUUUCGUGAAUAGUAUAAAAAUAUUUAACAAUUAUUAAGUUUUGAGUAAGAAUAAAUUUAAACUCCACAAACUUCUUAUAUACCAUAAAGAAAUAAGUCUUAAAUGAGUUAAAAAUCUAUGGGAGAUAAUAUUAACUCGGCCUUAUCUAAUAAAAGCAGUAAUAAGCUAAUUCAAAAAAAAUAAAUUUAGAUGGCAUAAACAUUUUAUUCUAAAAGUUCCUCCUAAGAUGUGAAUAGUGAUAUAAAAUAAUAAACAUUUUAUUCAAAUUUUCCAAUUUAAAAAUAAAACAAUGAAUUUAGAUUUUCUAAGUAAAACAUUAAAAGAAAAAACCCUUCUCCCAAAAAAAAUAUAUUUAAAAUAUGA
Tetrahymena thermophila SB210 is the source of this 1869-nucleotide messenger RNA. RefSeq lists its product as hypothetical. NCBI's taxonomy places the organism in Eukaryota, Ciliophora, Oligohymenophorea, Hymenostomatida, Tetrahymenidae. The transcript has 2 exons. The record is from RefSeq and is a predicted model, not a curated record.